Messenger RNA from Hydractinia symbiolongicarpus, 1856 nucleotides. Its product is annotated as methylcrotonoyl-CoA carboxylase beta chain, mitochondrial-like. NCBI's taxonomy places the organism in Eukaryota, Metazoa, Cnidaria, Hydrozoa, Anthoathecata, Hydractiniidae. The record is from RefSeq and is a predicted model, not a curated record. Gene Ontology annotation, cellular component: mitochondrion; methylcrotonoyl-CoA carboxylase complex. Gene Ontology annotation, molecular function: methylcrotonoyl-CoA carboxylase activity. The coding region runs from base 33 to 1748 and encodes 571 amino acids. The transcript has 16 exons. Gene Ontology annotation, biological process: L-leucine catabolic process.
ACCCGGAUACCGUGAUUUUUUGUUUGGAAAACAUGGCGCUGAGGUGCUGUUCUUUUUCCACAAUAAAUUCUUUUAGUCGUACUUCUAAAAAUGUGGUAUACAAACACUUUCAUGAUCUUUCAAAGGCAGGUGUGCUUACAACCAAAAUAAAUAGAAAUUCUGCAGAAUUUAAGGAAAAUGAUGAGCAAAUGCGUAACCUGGUUAAUGAUCUAAAAGAUAUAUGUAGCGUUGUAAAAGAUGGUGGUGGACAUAAAGCCAAAGCUCGUCAUGUAGAAAGACACAAGUUGUUGCCACGAGAAAGAAUAAGUCAUCUGCUUGAUAAUGGAUCACCUUUUCUUGAAUUAUCUCAAUUAGCCGGACAUGAAUUAUAUGGUGAUGAGAAAGUACAAGCAGGAGGAAUAAUCACAGGAAUAGGAAAGGUUUCUGAUGUGGAAUGCAUGAUUGUGACAAAUGAUCCAACUGUAAAAGGUGGAUCGUAUUAUCCUAUAACUGUGAAAAAACAUCUCAGAGCACAAGAUAUUGCAUUAGAAAAUAAUUUACCAUGUAUAUACCUUGUUGACUCGGGGGGAGCCAAUUUGCCACGACAUGCUGAUGUUUUUCCUGACCGGGAUCACUUUGGAAGAAUAUUUUAUAAUCAAGCUAAUAUGUCAGCUAAAAAAAUACCACAGAUUGCUGUUGUACUGGGUUCAUGCACGGCUGGUGGAGCUUACAUUCCCGCUAUGGCUGAUGAAAGCAUCAUUGUCCGAAAUCAAGGAACUGUGUUUUUAGCGGGACCUCCCUUGGUAAAAGCUGCACUAGGUGAAGAAGUAAGUGCAGAAGAACUUGGUGGUGCUGAUCUCCAUUGCAGGUCAUCGGGCGUGACAGAUCAUUAUGCUGUGGAUGAUUUUCAUGCGUUGCAUUUAGCAAGACAGUGUAUUCGAAACAUAAAUUACAGAAAAAAUAUACAGGUGGUUACAGAGGAACCGGAAGAACCAGAAUAUCCUCCGGAAGAUUUGUAUGGUAUUGUAGGAGCUAAUUUAAAACGACCGUUCGAUGUGAAAGAGGUGAUAGCACGUAUUGUUGAUGGUAGCCGAUUUGAUGAAUUUAAAGCUUUGUAUGGCGAAACAGUCGUAACAGGUUUUGCUCGCAUCUUCGGUUAUCCUGUUGGAAUUAUUGGCAACAAUGGCGUCUUAUACAGCGAGUCAGCUUUGAAAGCCACUCAUUUUAUCGAGCUCUGCUGUCAAAGAAAUAUACCUUUGAUAUUUCUACAAAAUAUUACCGGUUUUAUGGUGGGCAAGGAUGCCGAAGCAGGCGGAAUCGCAAAAAACGGUGCAAAGAUGGUCACAGCUGUAUCCUGCGCUAAAGUUCCAAAAUUUACCGUUAUAAUUGGCGGAAGUUACGGAGCAGGUAAUUAUGGAAUGUGUGGAAGGGCAUACGGUCCACGAUUUUUGUACAUGUGGCCCAAUGCGAGGAUUUCAGUGAUGGGUGGUGAGCAAGCUGGCACCGUGUUGUCCACUAUCAAGAAGGUUCAACUCAUGAAACAAGGAAAAAAGCUGACAGCGGAGGAUGAAGCUGCGAUCGACAAAGAAAUAAAAUUACCUCUUAUUGAACAGUUUGAUAAAGAGGGACAUCCAUAUUAUUCCAGCGCAAGGCUUUGGGAUGAUGGAGUUAUCGAUCCGGUUGACACUCGUACCGUGUUGGGACUUAGUAUUAGCGCUUCACUUAAUGCACCAAUACCACCAACAAAGUUCGGAGUAUUCAGAAUGUAAUAAAAAACGAAUGAUCACAUGAGAACAUAUUGUACCUUUUUUUAUAUAAAAUAAAUAAUAUACAAUAACUUUCUGUAGUCUUUACAAUAAUAUCUUGAUGGGGAAAAA